Candidozyma duobushaemuli is the source of this 447-nucleotide messenger RNA. RefSeq lists its product as uncharacterized. The transcript has a single exon. The record is from RefSeq and is a predicted model, not a curated record. Bases 1 to 447 code for a protein of 148 amino acids. NCBI's taxonomy places the organism in Eukaryota, Fungi, Ascomycota, Pichiomycetes, Serinales, Metschnikowiaceae.
AUGGGAUCCACCGCAUCGAAGCCGGAGACCAAGGUGUUUACGCCCAAUGCUCCUGUGGAUUUCAGUGCGUCGUUCUUGUCGCAUUUGGAAAACUCCCAGGAGUCCGAUUACACCAGAGCCCAGUACACUGAAAAGUACAUUCAAGACAGAGUUGCUUCCGAAUUGACAAAGUUGGAGAGGGAGGCUUUAGAGAAAUUCCAGAAAACUACUGCCGAAUCGUUAGACAAAUCCAAAGACACCAAGCUCUCUGUGGCUCUCUCGAACGAGAAAGUGCAGGGCUUGACUAAAGCGUUGCAGGACAGUGCCAAAUUGAUUCAGGUUGAAUUGAGCGACGAGGUCAAGAAAGCCCGUGGCGACGUCAUUGCCUGUUUGAAGGACAAUAAGGGACGCGCUUUGAACUGUUGGGACGAGGUUGAGCAGUUCAAGACGUUGGUGAAUAGCAUGUAA